AUGGAGGGCAGCCUAAGGCAGCUCAGCCUGGGCAGGGGGCCCGAGGGGGCUGGGGACAGCCAGGCCCUGGCUGAGUUGCAGGAACUGGCCCUGAAGUGGUUCAUGGAGACGCAGGCCCCCCUCAUUCUGCAGAAUGGAGCCCUGCCCUCCUGGUUUCACGGAUUCAUCACCCGCAAGCAGACAGAGCAGCUGCUCAGGGACAAAGCUCCUGGUUCCUUCCUCAUCCGGCUCAGCGACAGGGCCACCGGCUACAUCUUGUCCUACAGGGGCAGUGAUCGCUGCCGGCACUUUGUCAUCAACCAGCUCCAAAACCGGCGCUACCUCAUCUCAGGGGACACCCAGACCCAUGGCACCCUGGCCGAGCUCGUGCGCCAUUACCAGGAGGUGCAGUUUGAGCCCUUCGGGGAGACCCUGGCUGCUGCCUGCCCACGGCCAGAGGACAAUGAUCUGUAUGACGCCAUCACCGUGGGGCUCCAUCAGACCGAUCCGGGCCUGGAAAACCCACCUGCUGCAGUGUCCCCCACAGUGGUGCCAGACAAGGCCAGCCCCCGCCCCUCUCCAAAGCCUCAGGUCUCCUUCCUCCACAAAAAGAAGAGCCUGAAUGCACGUCCCCAGGACCUCUCCAAGGAAGAAAGCAUGGAGGCCCCCAUCAGGGUGCCUCCCCUCCCGGAGAGGAGGGCCUCCCUUCUGGACGAGUCUUUCGGAGGCCCCAACGACAUCGUCUAUGCAGACCUGAGAAAGAUAAACCAGGCACGGCUAGGCCUGGUCGCAGUUCCAGCCGGCAGCCAGGCCUGCUCCUCAGGCAAGGAGGACCCAAGGAGACUCUCAGAUGGAAGCCAGAGCAAGCCUGAUGGCCCAGGACCUACCCUGUCUGGGGUGGGCCCAGACCAGGGCCCUAGAGUGUCUCCUACUUCUCGGGGCCUCCUCCUGCCCCUCAGUUCUGAGGCCUUGGGAUCCUCAGCCUCUGCCUGGAGCCAGGGGUCUCCAAAGCUGAGCCACAGGGCUCAGCCCUGUUCCCUGGGCAGCUGUGCAGAUACCUAUGAGCUCGUCCAGACAGCAGGCCUCCCAAAGGAAGCCAAGGAUGUGCCACACCAAGAAGGCAGCAGUACCUACGAGCAGAUCCCAGCCAGGCCCCCCUAUCCUGGGGCCAGUCCCACAUAUAGCAGGCUUUCAGGGUCCACAGACUGUGGCUAUGAGAGCAUCUCAGGGACCCCGGAGCUCCCAGAGCCCAGGAACACCUAUGAACAGACUCCAGCAGCCAAGAGCAAGGAGCCUGGACGGACACAUAAGCCUGACAAGCUCCGGAGGCUCUUCUUCACGGAUAAGAAGCACAAACCCUGA
Camelus dromedarius (Arabian camel) is the source of this 1341-nucleotide messenger RNA. It is a transcript of the gene SH2D7, whose product is annotated as SH2 domain containing 7. The transcript is spliced from 6 exons. Bases 1 to 1341 code for a protein of 446 amino acids. Gene Ontology annotation, cellular component: cytoplasm. The record is from RefSeq and is a predicted model, not a curated record. NCBI's taxonomy places the organism in Eukaryota, Metazoa, Chordata, Mammalia, Artiodactyla, Camelidae.